Messenger RNA from Musa acuminata subsp. malaccensis (wild Malaysian banana), 2447 nucleotides. RefSeq lists its product as uncharacterized. The record is from RefSeq and is a predicted model, not a curated record. Gene Ontology annotation, molecular function: zinc ion binding; oxidoreductase activity. Gene Ontology annotation, cellular component: mitochondrion. Lineage: Eukaryota; Viridiplantae; Streptophyta; Magnoliopsida; Zingiberales; Musaceae.
CGUAUGAAUACGGCAGAUUUCAUUUUUCGAUGUGGUUGUCGUCUUUCGACCUCUUUGCUCCCAACCCUAAUUGAUUCAUCCCUUGUUCGAGAAAUCGCCCGAACCCUAGAUUUGGACUGGUCCGAAGAUGGAGCUAAAGCCCGGAAUGUCGGCUAUCGUCACCGGUGGUGCCUCCGGAAUAGGUAAAGCACUUAGUAUGGCUCUUGCACAGAAGGGCAUUUUUGUAACUGUAAUUGACUUCUCCGAAGAGAAGGGAAAAGAAGUGGUCUUGUUGAUUGAAAGGGAGAACACAAAGUUCCAUCCAGAACUUAAGUUUCCAUCGGCAAUAUUUGUUAAAUGUGACGUUACCGAUACAAAUGGUCUAGCUGCUGCUUUUGAGAAACAUUUAGAGGUGUUCGGAGGACUGGAUAUCUGCAUCAACAGCGCUGGAAUUACUCAUCAUAUCUUGUUUCAUGAAGAUAAAACCAAUGGGAUUGACACUUGGAAGCGUACCAUAAAUGUAAACCUGACUGCAGUUGUUGACUGCACCCGCAUUGCGAUUCAAAUAAUGAGGUAUAAAAAGAAGCCUGGUGUCAUAAUAAAUCUUGGCUCAGCUUCAGGUCUUUAUCCUUUAUAUGCUGACCCGAUCUAUUCUGGCACAAAAGGUGGUGUGGUUCUCUUCACUAGAGCACUUGUUCCUUUGAAACGUGAAGGGAUUCGUGUUAAUGUGCUUUGCCCCGAGUUUGUUCAAACUGAGAUGGGAUCAAAAAUAAACCCCAAAAUAGUUGAUGCAGUUGGUGGGUUCCUGUCUAUGGACACAGUGGUUAAUGGUGCAAUAGAGCUUAUUAAAGAUGAGAGCAAAGCUGGUGCUUGUCUGUGGAUAACAAGACGUAGAGGAAUGGAGUAUUGGCCUACACCAUCAGAAGAAAGAAAGUACUUAAUAAGGCCAUACAAGUCUCGAAGAAGAAUCCAAUAUACAACAACUUCUGACAUCCUUAUACCAGAUACCUUUGAGAAAGUGAUUGUCCACUCUCUGGAUCACAAUUUUCGAUUUGCUACAAAGGUUGUUCAAACAGAGUUGAAGUUGCCUAUAAAACCACACCAUGCCCUUGUCAAAAUCAUAUAUGCUGGUGUGAAUGCCAGUGAUGUAAACUUUAGCUCUGGGCGAUACUUUAAAGGCAAAGUUAACGAAAUUGCUGCACGGCUUCCAUUUGAUGCUGGUUUCGAGGCAGUUGGCAUAAUUGCUGCUGUUGGCGAGUCGGUCCAUCUGAAAAUUGGAGCCCCUGUGGCAUUUAUGGCUUUUGGAAGCUAUGCUGAAUUCUCAGUGGUUCUUAUUUUUGGCAUUCCUUUAUUUCAGUUGGGCUUGCCAAAUUGGCAGUUACAUAUGAUUAACAUCAGCUUUCAAUGUUUCUACCUCUGUAUUUUUGUACUUUUUCAGGUACCUGCAAAGCAUCUUCUUCCUGUUCCAAGACCAGAUGCAGAGGUUCUUGCGAUGCUAACAUCAGGUUUGACUGCUUCAAUUGCUCUAGAAAAGGCUGGACAAAUGGAAUCUGGACAAGUAGUACUAGUGACAGCAGCAGCUGGAGGUACAGGACAGUUUGCAGUUCAGCUGGCAAAAUUGGCUGGCAAUAAAGUGGUUGCAACAUGUGGAGGUGAAACGAAAGCUUCACUAUUAAGGUCCUUGGGAGCUGAUCGUGUUAUUGAUUAUAAGAAGGAAAACAUAAAAGAUGUGCUAAAGAAAGAAUUCCCUAAGGGUAUUGAUAUUGUAUACGAAUCCGUUGGAGGAGAAAUGUUCAAUUUAUGUCUAAAUGCUUUAGCAGUUCAUGGAAGACUUAUUGUCAUUGGAAUGAUUUCUCAGUACCAAGGAAAGCAUGGCUGGGAACCUUUGAAAUACACUGGUUUGUGUGAGAAAAUUCUUUCAAAAAGUCAAACAGUGGCUGGCUUUUUCCUGAUUCAACAUGCUAGCUUGUGGCAAGAACACCUGGACAGGCUUUUUGAUCUGUACUCUGCAGGAAAGCUUAAGGUUGCCGUUGAUCCUAAAGGAUUCAUGGGUGUUGGUUCUGUAGCAGAUGCAGUUGAAUAUCUACAUUCUGGUGAAAGUCUUGGCAAGGUGGUUGUGUGCAUUGAUCCUACAUUUUGCAAGAAAACGGCAAAAUUGUAACUUGGAAAAGCAAAAUAAAUCACACACUAAAAAAACAAGCCAUGACAUUUGAUGACUUCAAGUUGUGUCCAUUGGAUGAGUUGGAAAUAAAAUUUGUCAGAUACGACGUGGACAUGUAUCAGAUGCUUGCUCUAAUUCUUUAGUAUCUGCAAUAAUUAUUUAAAUAUUUAAUGUAUUGUAGGAUAUGUUGGAAAUAAUCCUCUUUUUUCUUGAAUGUUCUGUAGGAGGUUGUUUAGGUUGUUGAUCUUUCGAUCAUCAAUGAGAUGUUUAUAUUUUCGGAUGGAUUGUUUAUAUAGAAAAGUUAAUU